CUCCCUAAUGUUAACGCAAUGCUGACUGGGAUACCUCUCGAUGAAAAUAAAAAAAUAACGGAUUUAGAUGAGUGGCCAUUGAUAUACAAGGACGUGAAAAAGCUUGGUUUYGCUACGCUGUAUAGCGAGGAUGACCCUAGUAUAGGUGCUUUCACUUUGACACUUCCCGGUUUUGGCGCCCCACCAACUGACCACUAUGCCCGACCUCUCUGGAAUAGCGGUGCAGUUGGCCAAUGCCUUGGAGGCCAAUUUCAGCCAGCACUUCAAUUCAAUUACCUCAAAAGYUUCAUGAAGUCUUAUAAAGGAAGACGAAAAUUCGGUCAUCUCCAUUUAUCGGACCUCUGUCAUCGUGAAUUGAACUUACUAAGCACAGCAGAUUAUGCGCUUUUAGCUUUCUUCGAGUCUUUAAAAGAAGAAAACUURCUGAAUCAAAGUAUGUUCAUUGUAAUGGGWGAUCACGGAGCUCGCUUUGGUGAAAUUAGGGAAACAUAUCAAGGCAAGCUGGAGGAACGRCUACCSAUGCUUGCRGUMACUCUUCCCUCGUGGUUUGAAGAAAAGUUUCCUGAAAAAGUUGAUAAUUUUCGACAUAAUACAGRGAUUAUUUCAUCUCCGUAUGAUCUUCAUGCGACAUUUGUUGAUCUUAUGAACUUYUCAAAGCCCUAUCGUGAAGAUACUGGAACAMUUGGWACCAGUUUWUUURAGCUUCUCCCAGAAGAUCGUCAGUGCAUGGACGCUGGAAUCACGGACCAGUGGUGCCCGUGUAUUGAAUGGCAUAAGAUUGACCAUACGCAUGCGCAAAUUAAUAUGUCCGCUGAACGAAUUGUUUCGUGGAUGAAUAACAACUUAGCAAGGCACUUCUUGUCUAAGGUUAUGUGCAGAARAUUACAUCUAAGYAAAAUACUCGAUGCUGUYCAAAAAACUCCAAGACACUCAAAAGGGGUCCCUAUCAAUCGAUGUAGCUAUCAAAUUCGACUAGAAACUCUCCCCGGGAAAGCUCUGUUUGAAGCUACCGUGGAYAUCUUAAAUACUGGGGAAUAUAUUAUAUAURAUGUCAGUAGGAUUAACUCCUAUGGCACCCAAGCACAGUGCAUUGAGAGUAAAGUGCCAAGCGUCCGUAAAUAUUGUUACUGUAUAUAGAUAAACUUUUUUUUCUAUGUCAAGAGUUUAGAAUGAUAAUCCAAUUUAAAAAUGAGAUUUGAGCAAAUAGUGCAAUGACCACCAUUUUGUACAGCAGAGCAUGAUGGGAGAUGAACGACGACAUCGCACUUUAAAAAAUAAUUUCCGAAGGCGUUUUAAAUUAAGAUAUC
Molecule: messenger RNA, 1307 nt
Organism: Exaiptasia diaphana
Lineage: Eukaryota; Metazoa; Cnidaria; Anthozoa; Actiniaria; Aiptasiidae
Exons: 3
Coding region: 19-1137 (372 amino acids)
Source: RefSeq, a predicted model, not a curated record